AUGGAGGAAUACUACCCCAGGGGGUCUCUAUCAUCCCCGACACGAUACAUUCAGAUUAUAAUCCAUGUUUCAGGUCUAGCUUGUUUCACCGCAUCGUUCGUUUGGCUCCCCAACAUCACAAACCCGCUGCAUAAUGGAUUUGGCGGCUCGUUCCAGUUCCUGACCAUAAUUGGCCUCGCCAUGUCCACCAUCACGUUUGGAGUUGGCAUCAUUACAGAUGUGACGCCCAAAACAGAGCUGCUGGCCCUGCGGGGGCUACUCUCCCUGUGUGCGACGUCGUUGGAGCUACUCAUCGGCGUCCUCUACUGGGGCUCUCGUGCCAUCGACAAGCGUCUCGUGGUCCCUCCAGGGCACGAGGUCCCGUUCAUUCCUGACAUUGGCUUUCACGCUGUACCGGCCAUCGCCCUAGUGCUGGAUUUUAUGACUCUAGGCCCUCCGUGGUUCAUCAGUGCCUCCCAGGCCCUGGGUCUUGGCUUGGUGAUGGCUUUUUCUUACUGGGCUUGGAUUGAAUACUGUUUCUCUAUCAACGGGUGGUGA
Molecule: messenger RNA, 537 nt
Organism: Clonostachys solani
Lineage: Eukaryota; Fungi; Ascomycota; Sordariomycetes; Hypocreales; Bionectriaceae
Source: the annotation of a GenBank genome assembly